GUUUGUCGGGUGGGGGUGGUUUUUUGGUCGUGGAGUUUUUGUGGGGUUAUAAAUUCUUGUUUGUUUUCGGAGUAAAAGAAUCUUGUGAAAAAGCGAAAAACCACCAAACGGCUAUAAUCGAGUUACAGGGAAGGAGAUGAAAAGAGGAGGAAGAGAAAGAACGAUUUUCUCUUUACUUUUUUGAGGAUCAUUGUUAAAACUUUACUGGGUUUUUUGUUUGCUAAAUUUUCUCUCCAAUUUGGCCUUCUUCUUGGGUUUUUUUUUUUUUUUUGGGCUGUGGUGGACUUUGAUCUGAAUUCUGAUAAAGUUGAAGCCUUUAAAAUCAGCAUUUUUUUUCAAAGGUUUUGGUUUUUAGUGAUUAGAAAGGGGCAAUCCUUGUUGGGUCGUUUAAUCAUGUCUGAAGGGUACUAUAAUUCCAAGAAGACUGAUGAUAUUUGUGAAGAAGUUUGUGGACGGCAGGCGUCCUGUGCAGCAUUUACCAUAUCUAGAUUGCGGUGCUUGUUGCGGGGGUUCGAUAUCAGGACUUGUAUUUUACCCUUUGUGGUUAUCCCGCUAUUCAUCUUUGGGGUGUAUGUACAUGGGCAGAAAAUCACUUAUUUCCUAAGACCGCUAUGGGAAUCACCUCCUAAGCCUUUCCAUGAAAUCCCUCACUAUUAUCAUGAGAAUGUGACAAUGGAGACUCUCUGCAAUCUUCAUGGGUGGAAAAUUCGAGAGUCCCCUAGACGAGUUUUUGAUGCUGUGCUGUUCAGCAAUGAGAUAGACAUUCUCACACUUCGAUGGAAUGAAUUGUAUUCUUACAUAACACAAUUUGUGCUUCUUGAGUCCAACUCGACAUUUACUAGCUUACCAAAACCAUUGCUUUUUGCUAGCAACAGACAACAAUUUAAAUUUAUUGAGCCUCGUUUGACGUAUGGGAUGAUUGGUGGGAGAUUCAGGAAGGGUGAAAACCCUUUUGUUGAGGAGGCAUUUCAGAGAGUUGCAUUGGACCAGCUUCUCAGAAUAGCUGGUAUCGAAGAUGAUGAUUUAUUGAUAAUGUCUGAUGUAGAUGAGAUCCCUAGUGCACAUACGAUUAAUCUAUUGAGAUGGUGUGAUGAUAUACCACCUGUUAUUCAUCUUCAGUUGAGAAACUAUUUGUACUCUUUUGAGUAUCACAUAGACAACAAAAGCUGGAGAGCCUCAGUCCACAGGUACAAGGCAGGCAAGACCAGAUAUGCUCAUUACCGUCAAGCUGAUAUCGUCUUGUCAGAUGCAGGGUGGCAUUGUAGCUUUUGCUUUCGAUAUAUUAGCGAGUUUAUAUUCAAGAUGAAAGCUUACAGCCACAAUGAUCGAGUAAGGUUCUCUCACUACUUGAACCCUGAGAGGAUUCAGGAUGUAAUAUGCAGAGGGACUGACCUAUUUGAUAUGCUUCCUGAGGAAUACACGUUCAAGGAGAUCAUUGGGAAGAUGGGACCUAUCCCUCGCUCUUAUUCAGCUGUCCAUCUUCCUGCUUAUUUGUUGAACAAUGCGGAGAAAUACAAGUAUCUUUUGCCGGGUAACUGCAAAAGAGAAAAUGGCUGAGCCAAGAAAAUUGUGUGCUGUAAAGUCUUCAAUUACAAGUUGUGCCCUGUACCAGAAAGUGCUGCAUUGGCCAUUUGAUGGCUAUGGUGUAGACCUGAUAGAAGUGUACUGAAGCUGGGUAGAACUUGAUGGGAUCUGACUGUGAGUGGAAACUUUAUAUAUGUCCUCUAUCUGAAUUUGGUUUCUUCCAUUAUGGAGGCCGAUCCAAUUUCCCAGUACUAGAGCUUGUUGUGAGAGACAUUUCCCAGGUUUUUCCUUGAUGGGAAUUUCGUUUUUCUUGGACUAAUUGAUUCAUAUAUUCCUCUUACAAAGUAGUAACGACAUGGGCUCAUUGAUUUGUAUCAUUUGACUGCUGCUGUUGGUUCUCCCAUUGAUCAUAAUGCUGAAUCAUUCAUCUAUUGCUGUAUUCUUUUUUUUUUUUUUUGAAUUUUUCAAUAUUAAGGUUAACAUAACGACGAAAGCUCUCUUUUCAGAAUAGGCCAACUCUUACUCCGUUCCUGGAAUCAUUUGAGUUAUAAUUCUUUUACAUUACUAUGGCAGUUGAACUAACAGGAAUUUUUUUCCUUCAUAUUCUCAACCUCCAGAGAAACAGUUUCCCUUCUUCUAAUGCGUUAAAAAAAAAAUCGAAAAGUGAAUUUCAAAACACUAAUACAAGAUUAUGAAAUGUAGUCAAACAACUGUUUCACCAAUCCGCAGAUUGCUUGAAUUCAUGCGCCGUGGCUGCGUGAGGCCCCUAAUACAAAACCUUGUCCAGGCCAUUUAUUUCACACGGAUUCUUCAUUUAAUGGGAUAGGAGACUUUCCCAUUUGACUUGGUUGCAAGGAAAAAGUCAAAACUAUUUUUUUUUUAUCAUUGGUUACUUGAGAAAGUAAAAUUGCUUGGAAUACGUCCAUGACAAAAGACAAAAGUUGAUGAGAAGAUGUUUUUAAUGCCAUGGGGGAAGACUAAUUAAUUCAUGGUGACAAUAAUGACAUGAUUUUUGUUGAUUACGAUUGAUGCAUGCAUCAGUGGACAAGUGGCAUACGUGGUUGUGAUUCAGAUAUCCUGUGGGCGCAAAAAACAAAAAAAAAAAAACGAGCCUUUUUGCACCAAUGUAAGAAAAUCGGAAAAAGGAAAUUAAGUUUGGAGAAUAGAUUAUGGCUUUGAAGUUCUUCAUUGUUCUGACAUAAUCAA
This is a messenger RNA of Durio zibethinus, 2730 nucleotides long. RefSeq lists its product as uncharacterized. Gene Ontology annotation, molecular function: beta-1,4-mannosylglycoprotein 4-beta-N-acetylglucosaminyltransferase activity. Gene Ontology annotation, cellular component: membrane. Lineage: Eukaryota; Viridiplantae; Streptophyta; Magnoliopsida; Malvales; Malvaceae. The record is from RefSeq and is a predicted model, not a curated record. Gene Ontology annotation, biological process: N-acetylglucosamine metabolic process.